Porites evermanni is the source of this 984-nucleotide messenger RNA. NCBI's taxonomy places the organism in Eukaryota, Metazoa, Cnidaria, Anthozoa, Scleractinia, Poritidae. The record is from the annotation of a GenBank genome assembly.
AUGGCAGCGAUUAUUCAUCUAACAAGUGCAGUGUGUCUAUCUGCUCUGUCGGUCACCACGGUUACGAGCAAUCUCCUUCUUCUUGUAGCUAUUUGGAAAGAUCCGCUGAAAUGUUUUACAGCGCCGACAACGAGUUUCAUCGUAGUCAUCAGUCUUGCAGACCUUCUGACCGCGCUCACGACCGAACCCUUUUUCGCCGUUUACUACUUUGUGGUUUAUUUCCAAGGCAUCGAGGCAGUCACAAGUGUUUUAGACAAGCUGUUCGCUGCAGGAAGUAUUAUUUCCACAGUGGCUAUCAGUUAUUCUUUCCUGAUAGUCUUAGCCUUAUCGUGGUCUCAAUAUGUGGCAAUGAAAUGCCCUUAUAGCUUCAAAAGGAUUGUGACAAAGCGAAACUCUCUAAUUGUCAUUCUUCUAAGUCUGAUAUAUUUAAUGUGCUUCACAUCACUGCAAUUCACAGGAAUGGAUAAAGUCCUGUUUUUUAAACUUAGCCUGGCUAUAAACACUACAUUUCUCUCUGUUAAUUUAAUGGUGAUUUUGUUGCUAUUGAACUUAGAAUUUCGACGCCAUCUUCGUCGAGGGCGCUCAUUCGAAGUUCCGGCUGGCAGCCCUUCCUCGGCCCCGAACUCAGGAUCGAAACGAAAAUCUCGCCGCGAAAACCUCCAGCAACAAUUUACUGCAGUUGCGAUGUACCUAGCAGCUAUCCUACUCUUGUCAGCCGUACCUCACGUCAUAACAGCGCAAGUAUUUCUUUACUCUUCCAACCUAUCUCCGCCAGCAAUUCAAAACUUUCAGAUCGCGCUCCAAAUCUCUGAUUUACUUUUAUUUCUCAAAGUCUGCCUGGACACUUUUGUAUAUGCGUGGCGACUCCCUACUUAUCGCCGAACCAUCAAAAUGCUUUUUUUCCGGAGAGAUAUCUGUGGAAUUUUAUGUCUGGAUGAUAAUCAAACUGGUAAUUCAACAUCUUCAGAGCUAUCACAUAUAUAA